GCCAUAAUGAACAUCCGCAAUGCACGGCCAGAAGACUUAAUGGACAUGCAGCACUGCAACCUCCUCUGCCUGCCGGAGAACUACCAGAUGAAGUACUACUUCUACCAUGGCCUUUCCUGGCCCCAGCUCUCUUACAUCGCUGAGGAUGAGAACGGGAAGAUUGUGGGCUAUGUCCUGGCCAAAAUGGAAGAGGACCCCGAUGAUGUCCCCCAUGGACAUAUCACCUCACUGGCUGUGAAGCGUUCACACCGCCGCCUAGGCCUGGCCCAGAAGCUCAUGGAUCAGGCCUCGCAGGCCAUGAUUGAGAACUUUAGUGCCAAGUACGUGUCCCUGCAUGUGAGGAAGAGUAACCGGGCUGCCCUGCACCUCUAUUCCAACAUGCUCAACUUCCAGGUCAGUGAGGUGGAACCCAAGUACUAUGCGGAUGGGGAAGAUGCCUUUGCCAUGAAGCGAGAUCUCUCGCAGUUAGCUGAUGACCUGAGACGGCAGCUGGAGUUGAAGGAGAAGGGUGGCUCUGUGCUGGCCUGCAGGGAGACUAAGGGUACCCUGCUCCCUGGGGCAGAAGAGAGCAACCCAGCGAAGAGCCUUGCCAAGAACAGUGGCAGUGACAGCAAGGAAACGUGCAAGUCCCCUGAGGUGCCCGAAGUCCAGAACAGCUCUGAAGACUCUUGA
Messenger RNA from Suncus etruscus (white-toothed pygmy shrew), 672 nucleotides. It is a transcript of the gene NAA11, whose product is annotated as N-alpha-acetyltransferase 11, NatA catalytic subunit. The record is from RefSeq and is a predicted model, not a curated record. Gene Ontology annotation, biological process: N-terminal peptidyl-glutamic acid acetylation. Gene Ontology annotation, cellular component: NatA complex. The coding region runs from base 7 to 672 and encodes 221 amino acids. The transcript has a single exon. Lineage: Eukaryota; Metazoa; Chordata; Mammalia; Eulipotyphla; Soricidae. Gene Ontology annotation, molecular function: protein-N-terminal-glutamate acetyltransferase activity; protein N-terminal-serine acetyltransferase activity.